Molecule: messenger RNA, 897 nt
Organism: Diaporthe citri
Lineage: Eukaryota; Fungi; Ascomycota; Sordariomycetes; Diaporthales; Diaporthaceae
Exons: 2
Coding region: 1-897 (298 amino acids)
Cellular component (GO): extracellular region
Molecular function (GO): hydrolase activity
Source: RefSeq, a predicted model, not a curated record
AUGGAAUUCUCGUGGUCUAUCCGAAGCAUAAUAUCGUGGAUGUUGGCAUUCGGUGCCACCUUCACAUUUGCUGCCAAUCCUGAACUCACAAGAAUACCAGAAUGGGGCUACAAUCCCACAAACCUCACUCUCGACGUUUACAUUCCUACGCCAUUGCCUGCUAGUCCCCCGGUUAUCCUCGCACUACAUGCAUGCAGCUUCGAUGGGCCCUUUUACAACCAAGAAAACAAUUAUACAGCCUAUUCCGAUGACAGAGGAUUCAUCGCCCUCUUCCCAAGUAGCCCAAAUCACGACAAGUGCUGGGACGUCUCCAGCAAGGAGUCACUUACACAUGACGGCAAUGGCGACAGUACUGGGCUCGCUCACAUGAUCAAAUGGGUCAUCUCAGAAUACAACGCUGAUCCCGCUCGCAUCUUCAUCACAGGCUCAUCGUCUGGGUUUAUGGUGACCAACUUCCUGUGCGGCACAUAUCCGGACGUAUUCGCAGCCGCAUCAUGCUACUCUGGGGUGCCAGCUAGAUGCUUAGCAGGCUCAAGCUCAAGCCCGGGCAGCGGGGAUCCCAGUUGCGGCAUCGGGAAUCUCACAAAGACCGGCGAGGAGUGGGCAGAGCAAGUAUACGUCAUGUACGAAGGCUACGAGGGUCCUUAUCCCAAUAUGAUGAUAUGGCACGGUACCGCGGACGAGAUGAUCUCGUACAAUAAUCUCGCCGAGAGGUUAAAGCAGUGGUCUACCAUUCUAGAUGUCUCAUGGACGAAGAACAUCUCGGACACUCCUUUCUUAAAUUAUACGGAGAUGGUGUACGGUCAUGGCUCAAAGCUGCUGGGAUGGUCAGCUGUCGGAGUUGGGCAUACUGUACCUUGUGAUGUUGCGAGAGACCUGGAUUGGUUUGACAUUUAA